UGUAACAUUAUCCUGUCCAAACUAGGAGAGGAAGGAAAAAGAUGAAAAUAGAAUCGAUUGAUCUGUGUUGCUCCUCCAACUCUUCUUCUUCUUCUUCCUCAGUGCUCGUGAUUCUGUUUUUGUUCCUUUUCUCUGCUGCUACUGCUUCCACUUACAUUUCAGAUGACAUUUUUGGGUCUGGCGCUUCCACCGGACGUAACCUGCUUCAGGCCAAGAAAGCUUGCCCUGUGAGCUUUGAGUUUCUGAACUACACAAUUAUCACAAGUCAAUGCGAAGCACCGGAGUACCUACCAAAACUGUGUUGUCCAGCUUUUAAAGAAUUAGCAUGCCCUUAUGUAGACCAAUUGAAUGACUUAACUACUUAUUGCUCUGAGAACCUGUUCAGCUACAUCAACCUCCAUGGGAAUUACACACCAGGUCUUUUUUCCACUUUGUGCCGGGAAGGGCAGGAAGGAAUCCAAUGUCCCGCAUCACCACCAACACAAUCACCCAAUGCCGGAGGGAGUCCGAUCAUAUGCGAUCCAACCUGGUUGCUCAUGCUCAUAACCGCCUUCCUUAUGCCGUUGUUGCGGUAGAGGUUGAGUACAUCAAACCCUCCUCACACUCCGCACCCUGUAAUGGUGGUGGGGAUGGAACCAAAAAUCUUGAUUUGGCAGUAAAACUAGUCAAAUGUAAUUAAAAUUCAAUUUUUAAGAAUUUUGUGGGCACUUUGAUUUCA
Cornus florida is the source of this 718-nucleotide messenger RNA. RefSeq names its product GPI-anchored protein LLG1-like. The transcript is spliced from 3 exons. The record is from RefSeq and is a predicted model, not a curated record. The coding region runs from base 42 to 575 and encodes 177 amino acids. NCBI's taxonomy places the organism in Eukaryota, Viridiplantae, Streptophyta, Magnoliopsida, Cornales, Cornaceae.